This is a messenger RNA of Ornithorhynchus anatinus (platypus), 1042 nucleotides long. It is a transcript of the gene TNNT1, whose product is annotated as troponin T1, slow skeletal type. NCBI's taxonomy places the organism in Eukaryota, Metazoa, Chordata, Mammalia, Monotremata, Ornithorhynchidae. Gene Ontology annotation, biological process: sarcomere organization; slow-twitch skeletal muscle fiber contraction; regulation of muscle contraction. Gene Ontology annotation, molecular function: tropomyosin binding; troponin T binding. The coding region runs from base 107 to 889 and encodes 260 amino acids. The record is from RefSeq and is a predicted model, not a curated record. Gene Ontology annotation, cellular component: troponin complex. The transcript is spliced from 14 exons.
UUAAUCCUGACCCAGAUCAGAUUCAGGACGGGGCAUGGGCUGGAACAAAAGAAAGGACAGGAAGCAGAGAGAGCCUCUCCAGAGCCUCCCCUGAUCACCCCCCAAGAUGUCUGACACCGAAGAACAGGAUUAUGAAGAGGAGCAGCAGGAAGAAGAGGAUGCUGAAGAAGAAGCUCCCGAGGAGCCCGAGCCGGUGGAAGAGCCAGAAGAGGAGCGUCCGAAGCCCAGCCGACCUGUGGUGCCCCCACUGAUCCCCCCGAAAAUCCCUGAGGGUGAAAGAGUAGACUUUGAUGAUAUCCACCGGAAAAGGAUGGAGAAGGACCUGCUGGAGCUGCAGACGCUCAUCGACGUGCACUUCGAGCAGAGGAAGAAAGAGGAGGAGGAGCUGAUAGCCCUCAAGGAGAGGAUUGAACAUCGCCGAGCGGAGCGGGCGGAGCAACAACGAGUCCGGACGGAGAAGGAGCGGGAGCGGCAGGCCAAGCUGGCGGAGGAGAAGAUGCGGAAAGAGGAGGAGGAGGCGAAGAAGCGGGCGGAAGAUGAUGCCAAGAAGAAGAAGGUUCUAUCCAAUAUGGGAGCGCACUUUGGAGGUUACCUGGUCAAGGCAGAGCAGAAACGUGGAAAGCGGCAGACCGGAAGGGAGAUGAAGGCCCGGAUCUUGUCCGAGCGCAAGAAGCCCCUGAACAUCGAACACCUCGGGGAGGAGCAACUCAGAGAGAAAGCCAAGGAGCUGUCGGAUUGGAUCCACCAACUGGAGUCAGAAAAGUUUGAUUUGACCGAGAAGAUGCGGCAGCAGAAAUAUGAGAUGAACGUCCUCUACAAUCGGAUCAGCCACGCCCAGAAAUUCAAGAAGGGGGCAGCCAAGGGGAGAGUCGGAGGCCGGUGGAAGUGAGCGAGGCCUUCGUGGAGGUCGCCGGGGGUCUGCCUCCCCACCUUCUUUCUCCGCCCACCCAGAGAUGUGGACCCCCACCCCGCCUGCUGGAUCUUUAUCACGCCCGACGUCCUUUAUCUCCCCUGUAAUGUAGUGGCUAUUUGAGGGGGGACA